AUGGUAGACAGCGGAAGCACUCAUAAUUUCAUAAAGUUGAACGUCGUGAAAUCACUUGGCCUUCCUAUACUACCUUCCAGUGACACAGUAAGUAUGGCUUCCUCUAAUCUCACGAGCAAAACCCAAGGUUACUGUAUUGCAUCUAUCGCAAUUAAUGGACAAACAUACCCUGAUAUGCAUCUAUCUGUUCUGCCCAACUUAUGUACUCCUGUCAUACUUGGGCAAGAAUUCAUGCAACUACACAACCGUGUGGAAUUCCUUUUUAACGGAGAUAUACCUCCUUUACAAAUCUGUAACACCGCCCAGAUGAAAAUAGAGCCACCUGCUCUUUUUGCCAAUUUAUCAGAUGACUACAGACUUACACCACUCAAAGAACUACCGGCACCGAACUGUGGUAAGUCACUCAAACGAGCUCUGGGUGUCUUCUCAUACUACUCACCAUGGGUGGAGAAUUUCUCUGACUGCAUUUCGCCUUUGCUAAAUAUCUCCUCAUUUCCUAUUGCCGAAGAACUCAAGAGUCAAUUUCAGGCAAUAAAAGAUGAAAUUUGCAAGGCUUCGGUUGCGGCCAUUGAGGAUGAAAUUCCAUUCACAAUAGAAACGGAUGCAUCUGCGACGGCAUUGGCAGCCUGCCUCUCUCAGAAUGGACGCUCAGUGGCAUAUUUUUCUAGAGCUCUUACGCAAUCUGAGCAGUGGAGCGUGAAUCAGCAGCCAUUGUAG
Molecule: messenger RNA, 717 nt
Organism: Acanthosepion pharaonis
Lineage: Eukaryota; Metazoa; Mollusca; Cephalopoda; Sepiida; Sepiidae
Source: the annotation of a GenBank genome assembly